Sorghum bicolor (sorghum) is the source of this 1198-nucleotide messenger RNA. Its product is annotated as putative HVA22-like protein g. The coding region runs from base 444 to 971 and encodes 175 amino acids. Lineage: Eukaryota; Viridiplantae; Streptophyta; Magnoliopsida; Poales; Poaceae. The record is from RefSeq and is a predicted model, not a curated record. The transcript has 6 exons.
AUGUGUCCUUAAAUCCAAAGCCAGAAAAGCCCCCAGCUGAUGCCCCUCAAACCAUGGACCAUCAGGUGCAGCUGCGAGGGGCAAUUCCAUAAUUUCCCCACCACAAGAAGAGAUUCUGCCGGUGCCGGAGCAGCUGAGCUAACCACCUGCCGGGCUCUUGUCUCGUCGUCUGUAACUUGGCUGGUAAGCAAGUCGUCACCCGUCAGCCACCAGCAGCUAGGCUGUUUGCCCACCCGUCCAUCGUUUGCGUGACCAAGAAAUCAAGAACUCAGGCAGGGCUCGCCCUCUUCCUCCUCCUCCUCCUCCUCCUCCCGCCGUGAAUUCCACGCUGGUUCAGGGAUGUCGACCGAGCUCCUGACGAAAUUCCUCACGUAGGUGCCCGCCCCUUCCAUCCCUGUCCAGACCUUUCUUAGCCUGAAAUUUGGUUGCUGUUCGGGUAUGCCAUGCCAGCGCUGGAGUGCUUCAAGGCGAUCGAGCAGCGGCCAGGCCGGGCAGAUCAGCUCCGCUUCUGGUGCCAGUAUUGGAUCAUCUUGGUCCUCCUUGUCAUGUUCGACGAAAUUGCUGGGGUUCUCAUUUCCAAGAUUCCAAUGUACUACGAGCUCAAGCUAGCCUUCCUCGUCUACUUGUGGUACCCAAAGACAAGGGGAACGGACAUCGUGUACGAGACCUUCCUCCAGCCGCUGGUGAUGCAGUACCAGCCCAACAUCGAGGCCAGGCUACAGUACCUUCGCGCCAACGCCGGUGACAUCCUCGUCUUCUACCUCAAGAACUUCACCGAGAGGGGCUACGACCUCUUCCUCCGGGUGCUCGACUACGUCCGGUCGCAGGCGUCCAAAGGGUCAAGAACACGGAGAUUCUUCUCGUUCCGAGGGGAACGGGCGGAGAGGCCAAGCUUCGCCGACGACGACUAUGCCACCGGCGGCGACCGGAGGGACGGGGGAAGGCACCGCCGGCCACGUAGUGGCUACUAGCAGACCAAGACACCAAGUAGUCAAUUGAUGUAUAGGAUGUGCACAGAGACAGAAACGAUUACUCGCGUAGGAUUAGGUAGGAUCAAAUCAAGCAAACCAUUGUGAACCAGAUUGAUUUGAACACAGAUGGCUUAUGGACAAAACUUGUAGGAUUCUAUCUUUUCAAAGGGUAGGAAACGUUUGAUUAUUUGAGCAAGUAUGUUUAUCAUCUGACAUUCUGAUCUCAA